GCGGAGAAGGGAAGGCUUUGGAAGUCCUGGAAUAGGUACUCUGAGGUAGCCUGCUGGCUGACAGCUAGAACCCUCCAUCCCCCAGACUUCCAGGCCUUCCUCUGUCUUGAGCUCCUACCGCGGGCCGAGGGCCGACCAAGACCCUCAGAUCUCCAAAAGCGUCCAGGGUGCGUCAACCAAGGAGAAAGAUUUCACCCUUCUCAGGAAAAUCCUGUUGGCGGCAACGGUGAGAAUACUAGGACAUAGCCCAGGCAUCUGCGUUGGACAAGAGUUGGGCAGAGGGGUGCUUCCGUUCCCACCGAAGACGGGAGAGUUACAAUCCUUUGAGGUUAGAGGAACGGGCUCCAAAGACCCUAUUCGGCACAACUGAAAAGAUCUAUCUACACUCCUUCCCACUUGUAUUUUUUCGUCUCUUGGGUCCCUCCUUGGGGAGCAGAAACUCUCUUCUGGCUUCAAACUAGGAAAAUCUUGAAGGUUCCUUCCUCGACCUAUACACUAUACCUACCUCAGACCCUCUUAGGUCCACUGUUGAUAUAUCUUCAAUUUGUUAUUGAAAACCAAUUGUAAAAAGGCACCCUAGUCCUAAACUGGAUUUAAAUUGUUUUUAAAUCAUACAUUUUUUUAAAACUUUGAUAACCUUAGUUUUUUGUUUUUGUUUUUUAAUCAUCAUUCCUCCCCACUCGUUUUUGUGAGUUCUUUUUUUUUUUUUGGGGGGGGGGGGAAGAUUGAUCUUUGACACUCGGAAGAAAAAGAGGACUUGAAUAGGGGAGCUUAUAGACGUCACAGAAAUGUACCAGAGCCUGGCCAUGGCUAAUCACGGCCCCCCUCCCGGGGCUUACGAGACCGGAGGGCCUGGAGCCUUCAUGCAUGGAGCUGGAGCCACCUCCUCCCCAGUCUACGUGCCCACUCCCCGAGUGCCGUCGUCCAUGCUGGGUUUGUCAUACCUGCAGGGUGGUGGAUCCGGGGCAGCUGGGUCCGGACCAGGAGGGAGCAGUUCUAGUAGCAGCGCUGGGGCAGCCGCAUCUGGGAGCGGACAGGCUGCGCAGCAGGGCAGCCCGGCUUGGAGCCAGCCUGGGCCCGAGGGCGCCACUUACACGCCCCCAUCCGUGUCGCCCCGUUUCUCCUUCCCGGGAGCCACUGGCUCUCUGGCUGCUGCUGCUGCAGCAGCUGCAGCGCGGGAGGCAGCCGCUUACGGCACGAGCGGAGCUGGAGGCACAGCUGGCCUUGGAGGCCGCGAGCAAUACGGGCGGCCCAGUUUUGGGGGCUCUUAUUCCAGUCCUUACCCCGCCGCAGCCGCUGCAGCCGCCGCAGCCUACAUGACAGCUGCAGAUAUGGGAGCAUCUUGGGCCGCCGCCGCAGCAGCUUCCGCCGGACCCUUUGACGGGCCAGUGCUGCACAGCUUGCCAGGCCGGGCCAAUCCAGCUACAAGACACCCCAAUCUAGAUAUGUUUGAUGAUUUCUCUGAAGGUCGAGAAUGUGUCAACUGUGGGGCUAUGUCUACUCCUCUCUGGAGGCGAGAUGGGACAGGUCACUACUUAUGUAAUGCUUGUGGGCUCUACCACAAGAUGAAUGGCAUCAACCGGCCUCUUAUCAAGCCACAACGUCGUCUGUCUGCUUCCCGUCGGGUGGGUCUCUCCUGUGCAAAUUGCCAGACUACAACUACCACGCUAUGGCGUCGCAAUGCAGAAGGGGAGCCUGUCUGUAAUGCCUGUGGCCUUUACAUGAAGCUGCAUGGGGUCCCAAGACCUCUUGCAAUGAGGAAAGAAGGGAUUCAAACAAGGAAACGGAAGCCCAAGAACCUUAACAAAACCAAGACAACAUCAGGUUCCACAGGCAGCGAGAGUCUCACUCCCACCACCAGCACCGCCAGUAGCUCUAGUAAUACCACUAGCACUGAGGAGAUGCGUCCCAUCAAAACAGAGCCAGGACUCUCCUCCCAUUACGGACAUACCAGCCCCAUGUCUCAGUCAUUUUCAGUCAGCUCGAUGUCUAGCCAUGGCACCUCCAUUCAUCCAGUUCUCUCAGCCCUGAAGAUCUCUCCUCAGGGCUAUCCAUCUCCAGUCAGCCAGUCCCCACAGGCUGGCACCAAGCAGGACUCCUGGAAUAACCUCGUCUUAGCCGAAAAUCAUGGGGACAUCAUCACUGCAUAAUCUCACCUCUUUCUCCACCUCAAACACCUCACACUGGACUCUGGGAUUUGGGAAGUGAAGGAGAGAGAGAUUCGGGGCUUUCUGUAGCCAAAAUUCCCAGUCCUUCCUCUUGAUGAGAUUGACUCCAGAAGAAUGAUUUGGAAGAAACUUAAAGGCCACUUGGGUAGGAAAACUGGAAAGAGCCUGGAUCAUCAAGUACAGAGACACACCUUCCACAGACUAACUGGGGAAAGCUAAUUUUUUUGUAGUUAGAGACCAUUUCUCAUGUGACUUCCUCCUAGAAGAUUUCCUGUUGGGGAGAUCUUUUCCUUUUGCCAUUUCACUCCCAUGAUCUAAGACUUGAGGCUUUGCCUGGAAUACAAAGCCAUGACAGAGAAGAAGGUCUAAUUGGAAACUGUCCCUUCAGCUGACCUCAGUGACUUGGGGAUGACAAGGUUUUAGAGGUGGGAGAAUUCUGGAAACCAGUGAUUCUUAUUCCCAUACUCUCUGAACCUUCACUUAUGAUGCAGCUCUCAUGCAUAAUAUAAUAUGUAUUUUCCUUGCCUCCUCUCUCAGGCUUUUUCAAAGGUUGUGGACCAAGUUCUGUGUAUAAUGAUGAAAUAUUAACUGGCUUAAAUGUUUGACUCUGAUUUUUUCCUAAGUGGAAAUUUUCUAACUAGCAGAUAAAAGCCUCAAGAGAGUUGAAAAAACAUCCCAUGGAGGAAAGCAUUGAGUGUAAUCCCUUUUAAAGGUUUCACUGUGAACCUCUCUGGAACUGGUCUUUUUUCCUUCCCUAUCUUACCCAUUACUACUGUCCUAGAAUAUUGCUGAUUCAGAGGGUCUUCAGGGCCCCGUAGAGACUCAUCACUAUGAUCUUUUUUCCUUUUUCAUAAACAGUGCUAUAACUGUCUAUGAUAUUACCUACCCCUGACCCAACAGAAUCUACCAGUAGCAAAGAGCAUCUUUAAAACAAGGUUCAAUUUUAAUCUCCCAUUUUGUUCCCUUCCAUGAAGGAUGGAUGACCAUACCCUCCCUGACCCCACAGACCCGUUAACGUUGUCUUAAGGUGAGGUUGCUGUAAAAUCAGUAUUUAACUAAUAAAUUUACCUCUGAUAAACUUUUUA
Messenger RNA from Antechinus flavipes (yellow-footed antechinus), 3253 nucleotides. RefSeq names its product GATA binding protein 4 (gene GATA4). Lineage: Eukaryota; Metazoa; Chordata; Mammalia; Dasyuromorphia; Dasyuridae. Gene Ontology annotation, cellular component: nucleus. The transcript is spliced from 7 exons. The record is from RefSeq and is a predicted model, not a curated record. The coding region runs from base 789 to 2150 and encodes 453 amino acids. Gene Ontology annotation, molecular function: RNA polymerase II cis-regulatory region sequence-specific DNA binding; zinc ion binding; DNA-binding transcription factor activity, RNA polymerase II-specific. Gene Ontology annotation, biological process: positive regulation of transcription by RNA polymerase II; cell fate commitment; negative regulation of transcription by RNA polymerase II.